Messenger RNA from Dromiciops gliroides (monito del monte), 1704 nucleotides. RefSeq names its product polynucleotide kinase 3'-phosphatase (gene PNKP). Bases 153 to 1688 code for a protein of 511 amino acids. Gene Ontology annotation, molecular function: double-stranded DNA binding; protein binding; ATP-dependent polydeoxyribonucleotide 5'-hydroxyl-kinase activity. Lineage: Eukaryota; Metazoa; Chordata; Mammalia; Microbiotheria; Microbiotheriidae. The transcript has 16 exons. The record is from RefSeq and is a predicted model, not a curated record. Gene Ontology annotation, cellular component: nucleus. Gene Ontology annotation, biological process: DNA repair.
UGGUAUUCCGGGCGUGGGUGCGGCCUCACCGCUCUAGAAAAAAAGGGGCGGGCCGAAUUGAAAUAGGCUUUGCCAUGAGCCAGGCCCCUUCCGGUAACUAACUGGGUAGGUGGGACUUCCGGCCAUUCGGGAGCCUGUACAGUGCAGCCCGAAUGGCGACCCCGGAACCCUCCCUGUGGCUGCACAGCCCGCCUGGAGGACCGCCCCCAAUCCCAUUGCCCCCGGCGGACCGCAGUCUUGUGCUGGGUCGGGGACCACUGACCCGAGUCACGGACAGGAAGUGCUCUCGCAGCCAAGUGGAGCUGCGCGUGGAUCCCGAGUCUCAAGUCGUGACGGUGACGCAGCUGGGCGUAAACCCCUCCACUGCGGGGCGCACCCGGCUGAGUCCAGGCUCCAGCGCCCCGCUGGCCGUCGGGGAGACGCUACUGCUGGUGAACGGCCUGUACCCACUGACCCUGCGCCGGACCUCGGGACCCCUGGAGCCCGACCCGCCGUCAUCAUCGCCGCAGGCGGCCCUGCCAGAGACCCCCAGGAAGCGGCCCCGCAGCCCUGACGGCUGGCAGGCGCUUGGGCCCCUGCUGGUGUUCACGGCCCCUGGAGCCCGGGCCCGCGAGAAGGUGGCCUGCUUUGAUCUGGAUGGGACCCUCAUCACCACCCGGUCGGGGAAGGUCUUCCCCACUGGCCCUGAGGACUGGAGGAUUCUAUUCCCGGGGAUCCCCAAGCGGCUUCAGGAGCUGGAGGCCGAUGGCUACAAGCUGGUCAUCUUCACCAACCAGCUUGGCAUCGGCAGAGGGCGGCUGCGACCCCAAGACUUCCAGGCCAAGGUGGAAGCUGUGCUGGAUGCCCUAGGGGUCCACUUCCAGGUGCUGGUGGCCACAAGCUCGGGAAUUUACCGGAAGCCAGUGACUGGCAUGUGGGAUCACUUGUGUGAGCAGGCCAACGAGGGAGUCCCCAUUUCUAUGGCUGACAGCAUCUACGUGGGAGAUGCUGCAGGACGUCCAGCCAACUGGGCUCCAGGCCAGAAAAAGAAGGAUUUCUCUUGUGGGGACCGGCUGUUUGCUCUGAACCUUGGCCUGCGAUUCUCAACUCCUGAAGAGUUUUUCUUGAACUGGGCCCCGGCCCCCUUCACACUCCCAGACUUUGACCCGAGAACUCUGAGCCCCACAGGGCCAAUCUGCCUGCCCCCCACCGGGCCUCUUGUGAGCCAUGGCCCUGAGAUAGUCGUUGCUGUUGGCUUCCCUGCAGCUGGGAAAUCGACUUUUCUCCAGGAACAUUUGGUAUCAGCUGGCUACGUCUAUGCAAACCGGGACACUCUGGGCUCUUGGCAGAAAUGCGUGGCUGUGUGCACAGAGGCCCUGAAGGCCGGGGGCCGUGCUGUGGUGGACAACACUAACCCUGACCCUAUAAGCCGGGCCAGGUAUAUUUCAUGUGCCAAGGACGCCAGGGUCCCCUGUAGAUGUUUCCAUUUCACUGCUUCACUGGAUUUGGCCCGGCACAACAACCGGUUCCGAGAGAUGAUUGGCACCCCACACCCUUCAGUGUCUGACAUGGUCAUGUUCAGCUACAGGAAGCAGUUUGUGGCACCCUCUCUGACGGAGGGCUUCUCACAGAUCCUGGAGAUCCCGUUCCGACCGCGUUUCUCAGACGCCCGGCACGAAACUCUGUACCGCCAGUUCUCAGAGGGUUGAGCCCCCCUUCAGCCUC